AUGGCGAAGAAUAAUUCUUUCGAAGACCAGAAAAUGGCGCGUGGCCAUGCUGGGGAUAGCAGUGAGGGUGAAAUUCUUGACGUUGGAAGCCCAACCGUGGCUGUUGACCAUGGCUUGCAAAGGGCAUUGAGUGAGCGCCACCUGCAGAUGAUUGCAUUGGGUGGUGUUGUCGGUGCAAGCAUAUGGUAUGGAACAGGCACUGCAUUAUCAUACUCGGGACCAGUCGGCGCGCUGGUUUCAUUUAUCGUCAUUGGUAUCGAUGUAUUUUUUGUGAUGCAAAGUCUGGGAGAGCUAUCGACGCUUUACCCAUCGUCAGGCGCUUUUGCCGAAAUGGCUGGUAGAUUCAUUGAUCCAGCCGUCGCGGUCGCACUCGGAUGGAACUACUGGUACAUGUGGGUUGCCAAUCUAAUGGCGGAAUAUAAUAUGGUAUCUGUGGUACUGGGGUACUGGACUGACAAAGUUCCAUCUUACGGCUGGAUUCUCAUAUUCUGGGCAAUCUACCAAGGUAUUGCUUUCUUCGGUGUGAUUGUAUACGGAGAACUUGAAUUUUGGUUGGCCCUGUGGAAGAUCCUUUGCAUCUUAGCUGGAUACGUUCUGGCGAUCCUUGUCAAUACGGGCGGAAUUGGUGGAGAUUACAUUGGAUUUCGCUAUUGGCGUGAUCCUGGUCCCUUCACCAAUGGAAUAAAUGGCUUCGGUAAAGCCUUUGUUCUGGCAGCGGUGUACUAUUCUGGAACCGAGAUGAUUGCUAUUACCGCUGGAGAGAGCCGCAAUCCGAGGAGAGAUGUCCCAAAGCUGACUGGGAUAAAUCGCAAUCAGGCUAUUCGACAAACUAGCUUCCGCAUUGUAUUGAUCUUCCUGGGAAUGGUCUUCUUCUCUGGAAUCAUUGUACCAUCGAAUGAUCCGGGCUUUUUGACUGCAGGAUCGGGGACCGGAAGUUCUCCAUUCAGUAUUGCCUUACAAAAGGCCGGUUGGCAGGGGGCUCCGAACCUGAUCAACGUUUUCAUCCUUACAGCCUCAUUCUCUGCUAUCAACUCGGCUAUCUACAUUUCAUCUCGCGUUCUAUACUCUCUCGCUACUCUCGGUCGCGCCCCGGCCUUCCUUAAAAAGACCACUUCGAGAGGAGUUCCGAUAUAUGCCGCAAUUUUGUCAAACUUGAUGGGACUGGUGGCAAUCAUGAACGUUGCAAGCGGAGCCGGAACGGCUUUUGGGUAUAUCUUGGAUAUCGCAGGUGCGGCCGCGUUAAUCGCGUGGGGAUGUAUUGGAGUUACACAUCUGCGCUUUCGUCACGCCUGGAAGCUUCAAGGGCGUAGCGCAGAAGAGCUGCCAUUCCGUGCAUUUCUCUUCCCCUAUGGUGCUUAUUUCGUUUCCGGCUUCAACACUUUCCUGGUUUUGAUUCAGGGAUAUGGGACCUUGUUGACUCCAUGGCAGCCGGUCGGAUUUGUGUUCUCAUACAUCAUCCUUGUCCUCUUUAUCUUGGCUUAUGCGUUCUGGAAGGUCAUCAAGAGAACAAGACUUGUAAGUUUGUCUGAAGUUGACUUGAAUUACGGUCAGAGGGAUCUGUAA
Penicillium canariense is the source of this 1563-nucleotide messenger RNA. Its product is annotated as amino acid permease. The record is from RefSeq and is a predicted model, not a curated record. Bases 1 to 1563 code for a protein of 520 amino acids. Gene Ontology annotation, biological process: amino acid transmembrane transport. Gene Ontology annotation, cellular component: membrane. Gene Ontology annotation, molecular function: amino acid transmembrane transporter activity. Lineage: Eukaryota; Fungi; Ascomycota; Eurotiomycetes; Eurotiales; Aspergillaceae. The transcript is spliced from 5 exons.